AUGAGAAGAAUUUCAAUUCACCCCACAUUUCUGGUGCACGGAAGCUCGGAAGGCGCUGCGACUGGGAAGCAGCGUACCGCGUCAUGGGAAAAUCUGAACCUCUCUCCGUGUUUCCGCAAGUAUGUCGAACACAGAGUGUGUUCGCUUCUGCACCACGUUGAGAUCUCUUCAAAGAUUCAACGUGUUUUUGUCAUGGGUUUUGAAAGGCGCUGCGCAAGGAGCCCUGUUCGCAGGCACGCGUUAAGUUACUUGAAUCUCCUAGUAGCAGCUGCGGUAAUUUUAUCUUGUGCAUGGAAGGUCGUGACUGGGCUUGACGCUAACGGGGGUCAAGCGGGAGAUGCCCCAGGAGAUCAACCACGUGGGAAUGCCAUGUUGCUUUUUGCUGAGCCUCUUCAUAGUGAUGGCAUAAGCUUCGUUACAGCACGACUGAAGGCUGCACUGUCUGCGGGUACCCCUUCAUCGGAUAUGGCAACAAUCGCUGCUGAGGCGGCCUCAUUAGUCUCGUGGAGUGAAUGUUCUCGUUUUUGCAACGGGGGCAGCCAGACGGCUGACAGCGAGCGAGCACGCAAGUUGGCUGUUGAGGGGUUGCGUCUUGUUUUUCCUAGCAGCGACGAAUUGUCCGAUUCCUUUCUCCACGAGGUAGAAAAUAUGGUAGCCCAAUAUACAAUGGAUGGUUUUGAAGUGCCAACGGAUUUGAAGACAGCAAAUUUGCAGAUUGCACAGGAUCCGACGUUGGUGGCUUCCUUCGGAGUUCUUCCACAGAUAGAAUUUACUGAGUCGUGCAAGGAACGUCUGAUGCUGGAUCGUAUCGAUCAAGAAAUCUGGACUGCAAGGCGCACCGAGCACUUGAAUUAUCGAAGGGCGCAAGAGCUUGGGGGGGAAGUUCCAGGCUGGGAAGCCACUGUUUUUGCUUCAGAGCAGCUCGGCCUAUACAGUUGCGUCACUCUGUGUCGAUUACACAACAGCUGUAGUGCACUAAUAUAUACUAAGGAUAUUGUCUCCGCACAGGGGGAAGAACGCGAGAGCUCGCUCGGAGACCCUAAACGGGACGCCCUGAAUGUGCUAGAGAGUACGAUGGCGAGCGCGAAUUCUGCAAUGAACAGUCUUGACGAUAAUUUCGCCAAGCUUUCUGCACUGGAUGAGGACUCUGUGGGAGUGAACUCGCCGAGCGGUAGUCCGGUAUGCACAUUGUACACAGGCGUGAAGGUGUCACGCGUUGCAGAGUGUGGGGUUGAGCCGACAAGAAAGCCGGGGGAGGACACCCUGACUCUGCUGGUAAUAAAUCUAGAUAUAGAUUUUGGAGAUGUUGCCCGUGUAAUGCGUGCUUCAAUGGCGCAACAGCUGGCGAGGAUGAAGGAUGUGCUGGGUAGUGCAAAUAUCCUGCUCAACAGGUCAAGCACGAAGAACUCGAAGGCUGCCAACGUUCAGCAGAGGGCGGAGUGGCAAACGACACUUGUACAAAAAGCCGGCCACCACGCGCAGUUGGCUAGUCAUUUCCUUCCUGAGGCUAUUAGAGUGAUGGAAGAAGCUGCUGUUGAUGCUGACCAAGCCUUACGUGCCUCGCAAUUUGAUGGAGAGUCCGCGGUACAGGCUGCUCAACUUCGUGUUGGCAAGGACGACGGUUCACCGCAGCUUACAGACGGAGGAAGAAAGAAUUUCUAUUCAGCAACUCCUUCAAGCGCGUCUUGCUUAGUUUUUUCAGGCGUAGAGUUGCUCAACCGCGGAUGCGUGCAGUUACCCGCCCUGCAGACGCAUUCGUCAAUGCUGACAUCAACCUCGUCUGUGGAUGCAGCCGAAGCGCAGCACACUUCAGGGGUGGCUAGCUCGACGGCGUGGCAGAAGUGCCAGGGUCUCUUAAGAGAUGUUUCUCAGCACUUGGACAAGUACCGCACUGCGGUUUCUCAGAUUAAGGCGUCGGGGAAAGACACCGAGAGUGCGGCAAGAGAAGCGAAGCGAUUGUUGCAGCUCAUACUCGGCUUGAGCGCGGAGGAGACAACGAAGCUUUCCUUACAUGGCAUUUCUGACACUUUACAGGCAGAGACAGGCCUUAUAGACAGGGACACUGCGAAGUUGCUCGACGAGAAGGAUGCCCUCGAGCUUCGACGAGAGGUUGUAGAGCGUCUGGGUGAAGAAACCGGCACUGUUCUUGCUGUAUUUGACACGGCCAAGCAAGUUUGUGAGAUAAGAGCCGUUUUUGAGCCACGUCAUCUGGAUAAUGGCGACACAUUAGGUGCCCAGUUUCCUUCUGCAUGUGCUUCAUUCAGUCCCUUCUCAUUGAUGUUCCUACUUUCUGAAAGUAGUAAUGCUGGUAGCUCUUCUCUGGAAACAGGGGCAUCCAACAGCGAUCUAGGCACGUGUGAGGACAUAUCGUGUACAUACUCUCCAUGGACUUCGUGGUCACCGUGCGACGACAGUCAUAUGCUCGAGGCUGACAAGACUGAUGAAAGUAGGAACGGCACUAAGUUUGAAUCAGAUGGUGCUGCCCAAUAUAGGCCAGCAAUGUGGCAAGUUCGCGUCAGGGAGACGCUGUCGCGCCCCAAGGUGGCGCUGCAAUGUGAUGCUGUUCUUGAAGCUCGGCUCUGCAAAGACAGAGUAAACGUAGGGACUGAAGCUUCAGGGUUGCUAGGGGGCUUCACUGCUGCCAUUUCCAAAUCGAUUUCAGGCUUUUGCAUUUACAGCCCCUACUCGGAGUGGAGUGAGUGCUCGCCGAAGUGCCUCUCCGGCGACACCACGGGGAUUACUGCUCACCAGACCCGUACACGCACCGUGCAUCAGUACCCAGUGCCAGGUCUGGCACCCAGAUGUGAUACAGCUUCACUUGAAAUGCAAAAAGCCUGUGGGACUGUUCCCAACUGUUCGAGCGGGAUUACAGAGGAGCACAGAGUUGAUUCAGCAUAUGACCGCGUAGAAAAAGGGUUUGACAGACCGGGUUACGCAGCUUCUUCUGCCAUUCAUCUGCAUUCCCUCGCAAGCGUGGCUGGCACAGAAGCGCCUGUUAGUGGGCGGAUGCUCCUGAGUUCACUAGCUACGGGGAACUACCCAGGAAGAAGUGCGCCGAACGGCGAUCCCCAAAACAUCAUGGCGGAACCGCGGAGAGUACCAGUUGGGAAGUCGGAAACAGUGCCGAUUGAGGACGUCUCAGAGCGUUUCAUGCUCAAAUCUGAUUCUGCUGAUAAUGUUACGUCAGGCGAACCAACGAUACAGUACUUGGAAAAGCCUGCUGGGGCGGCCCGUACAGAAGACGAAACAGUGGCCACCGUGGAGGGCUCGACUCUCGCUGAGGACGAGGGCAACGCAAGGCCGGAUAGUGAUAUGCCACACUUAGUUGCAGAUGGCACCGAGGAUGACGAUACUCUCGACACUGCAGUUGAAGGGUUGACUGUUGUGGCACCUUCUACCAAGGUUGACGAGACACAGAACUUUACAGUCGAGGGGAACACUGCUGCAGAAUCUCUUACCGACGACGGGAGUACACAGGAUCCUUCUGUCGUGGCUCAACCGCAGGGAGGCCAGGCGAAAAUCCCAUACGAUUCGCCUUUCAUAGAAGAUACGGUUCCUAGAAGGCCUGUAAGGGAGGAGACUGGCCUA
Molecule: messenger RNA, 3588 nt
Organism: Eimeria mitis
Lineage: Eukaryota; Apicomplexa; Conoidasida; Eucoccidiorida; Eimeriidae
Source: RefSeq, a predicted model, not a curated record